AUGUCUACUCAAUACAUAACAGAACCAGCUACAGAAGGGAAGGUGUGUCUGGAAACGUCCCUGGGAGAUGUUGACAUCGAAUUGUGGAGCAAAGAAGCUCCAAAAGCUUGUCGAAAUUUCGUCCAGUUAUGUCUGGAAGGAUACUAUGAUAAAUGCAAGUUUCAUACAGUUAUAAAGGAUUGCAUUGCCCAAACUGGUGACCCAACUAAUACUGGGGAAGGCGGAGAGUCCAUAUACGCUGACGAUUUCAAAGUAAAGUUUGCAUUUCAGAAUUGUAUUUUGGUUUAGGUCGAGACGCAUCAAAGGAUAAAAUUUAACAGAAGAGGUCUUGUUGCAAUGGCAGCCAAUGAAGACGGGUUUCUGGCCUCUCAGUUUUUUAUUACUCUUGGAUCAACACCGGAACUAAACGGAAAACAUACAUUAUUUGGAAAGGUAAGCAAGCACAUUGAAAUUAGUUUUCUGUUUAAGAUUACAAACAACACCAUCUUCAACAUCUUUAAGCUAAAUGACUACGCAGUUGAUUCAGAAAAUCGACCUAUAAGAUCAGAGAGAAUAAACAAGGUUGAGGUUCUGUCCAAUCCAUUUAAAGAUAUAGUCCCCAGAAGUGUCAAAAACAAAGAAAAGAAGUCUAAGAAGCAUAAGAAGGAGAAGGCUGUUAUACAGAACAAGGGAUUAUUAUCAUUUGGUGACGAAUGUAAUGACGAAGAACUGGUUUUAUUUAACAAAGUGAGUAGGAUGUUCCUCUAUAGUACGUCCUUUUAGAAACUGAAAGGGAAGAGCGCUCACGAUGUCCUUAAAGACGAUAAACUCAGCAAAGAUUUGGCUGUGAAGCCCGAAGAAUUAGGAGGGAAUGGAGUAAGUUUAAGCUUCGUUUAUUUAUUUUACGUUUUCAGAAUGAUAAAGGUGGUGACGAUAAUCAAGAAAGUCUCAGCAGAAUACGAGAACGACUGAAGAAGAAGAAACGAAAAAAUGAUGAUUCAGAUGCUGAUAAAGAGGAUGUGGAUUUUGGGGAUGUUCUGGAUGAGGUCCAGAAGGCCGAGAAAACAGCAGAGAAGUUAGAAAAUUUUUGUUUAAUGAUACUCAACUCGUUUUUUAGGGAACAAUUGGAAGCAGAACGGAAGAAACUUCAAAAAGAAUAUGCAAAAAGUUUGAGGGGACCUAAAGUUGCGAAGGCCGAGGAAGAUAAAACAACUGACACGAUAAAGGAUUACAAAAAGAUGAAAUUGAAAUACAAAACAAAGAGUGAUAAUGUGGUCAAAGAUCUUGACAAACAGAGAGAACGUCAGACAAUGAAGCUACUGGAUCGAUUUGUUAGUACUGUAAAGAAGGAAACUUCAACUACAAUUCUGAAUAAUAAGAAGGUGGAUUUAUCUGGAGAAAAGAGCCAGGAGGAAUUACUCAGAGAGGGCGCUGAAACCAGACCCAAGAAGCAUUUCGAAGAACGGAUGGAAGAAGAUAAUGACCUAGAUGCCAGUACUACUGUUAAGAUUGAUGAAAAUGCAACAGACGAGGUUGAACCGGAUUGGAUGGAUCAUGCAUUUGUGGCUCCUGAAGACCGAAGUGGAGUCACCAAAGCUCGGGAUGCUAAUCUGAGGGAAGAAGAUGAGGAUUGGUACGACAUUUCUGACCCUCGGAAUAAAAUGAACCAGAGAAAAAGAGAAGAAAACAAGUAA
Messenger RNA from Bursaphelenchus xylophilus (pine wood nematode), 1673 nucleotides. The record is from the annotation of a GenBank genome assembly. Lineage: Eukaryota; Metazoa; Nematoda; Chromadorea; Rhabditida; Aphelenchoididae.